Molecule: messenger RNA, 3367 nt
Organism: Culex pipiens pallens (northern house mosquito)
Lineage: Eukaryota; Metazoa; Arthropoda; Insecta; Diptera; Culicidae
Gene: whd
Product: carnitine O-palmitoyltransferase 1, liver isoform
Exons: 9
Coding region: 495-2846 (783 amino acids)
Biological process (GO): fatty acid metabolic process; carnitine metabolic process
Cellular component (GO): mitochondrion
Molecular function (GO): carnitine O-palmitoyltransferase activity
Source: RefSeq, a predicted model, not a curated record
AGUAUUGUUGUCGGUGCAGUGCGGUCGUAACUCCGGGUUGUGUUCAACUAAUAGCGAAUUCCUCAACCACCACGUGCUGCUAACUCGUGUGGUUGUGUGCGUGCGUGCGUGAGAGUGCACGAAUUUUCCGCUCGACUUUUCCGCCAUAGAGUGCCAGAGAUCAGCGACCUUUUCCCGAGUGGCAAAGUGUGUGCAAACAGAUCGCGUGUUCUUAAUGAGAAGCGAAGUGAGGAGAAACCUGCGGCUGAAGACCAACAGCUGACGUGAUUGCAUGUGUGAAUUUUUGAAUCCCCAGCUCAACGAAGACAACGAGAGUUUCCAAGAAGCUUUGAAAAAUUCACUUUAGUGCGUCAAAUCGCUUAACCGCUCAAUUGUAUAAUCGGUACCGUUUGGUGUGAAAAGUGUAAGUUCCAAACGGAAAUCGAAACUUGAAAAAACGACGACUUGCCCCUGCCUGCCGGUAAUUAUCUGACGACGUCGAGCGCGGCCGGGCCAUGGCUGAAGCCCAUUCAGCUGUCGCGUUCUCGUUCUCCAUCACCCACGAGGGAUGGCACCUGAACUACGACCGGGAGGUGCUGAACCUGGUCUGGGAGUCCGGCCUCCGGUCCUGGAAGAAGCGGCUCGCGCGGUUUCGGACCGGCGUCCGCAACGGAGUCUACCCCGCCCACCUUCAGAGCCUUUGGCUGGUGAUAGCGGUGGCAAUGGCACUCCACUUCACACAACGGCACGUUCCGUUCAACUUAGUUGGUAAAUUUUCAGCCCUACUACCGGGAGAUACCGUGGGCUACCAAGUGACAGCAUGCGGCCUGGCGGGGCUGUUCUUCUGGCUGUGCAUCUGCUACACGAUGCGGUACUCGCUGAAGCUGCUGCUCAUGUACAAAGGGUGGAUGUACGAGAAGCGAGCCCCGGGCAGUAAGGUCUCGCUGCCAACUCGGCUGUGGGCCCUGUGCGUGAAGGUGCUGGCCACGUGGAACAAACCGGGCCUGUACAGCUUCCAGGGAUCGCUGCCGCGGUUGCCCCUGCCGGGCGUACAGGAAACAAUGACCAGGUACCUCCGGUCGGUGCGACCCCUGCUGGACGAUGCCAACUACAGCCGCAUGGAGCGACUGGCCAAGGAGUUCCAGGCCGGAAUCGCGCCCAAACUGCAGCGCUAUCUGACGCUCAAGAGCUGGUGGUCCACGAACUACGUGUCCGAUUGGUGGGAGGAGUACGUGUACCUGCGCGGUCGUGGCGCCCUCAUGGUCAACAGCAAUUUCUACGGAAUCGAUGCCAUUUUCACGCAGCCCACCACCAUUCAAAGUGCCCGGGCCGCCAGUGUCAUCAACAUGCUGCUGCAAUUCCGGCGGAUCGUCGAACGGCAAGAGCUGGAACCCAUUCUGGUGCAGGGGCUGGUCCCACUGUGCUCGUGGCAGUACGAACGUAUCUUCAACACCGUACGCGUGCCCGGCGUAGAGACGGACAAGAUUGUCCACUACCAGGACUCAAACCACAUCGUGGUGCUGUACCGCGGAUGUUACUACAAGGUCGUCAUCUACCACAACGGGCGCAUCCUACGACCGUGUGAGCUGCAAAUCCAAAUCGAGGAGAUCCUCAACAGCAGUGACAAGCCGCAGGCCGGCGAGGAGCUGCUCGCGUCGCUAACCGCCGGAGAUCGUACCAAGUGGGCCAAGAUCCGCGAGUCGGUGUUCGCCAAGGGUGUCAACAAGACGUCGCUGCACCUGAUCGAGAGUGCGGCCUUCGUGCUGUCGCUGGACACGCUGCCGUUCGAGUUCGACAUGGCCCACCCGGAGAAGCUGGACCAGUUUGGGCGGUACUUGCUGCACGGCAACGGCCACGACAGAUGGUUCGACAAGAGCUUUACGGUGUGCGUCGGCAGCAAUGGACGGAUUGGCUUUAACUCGGAGCACACUUGGGCUGAUGCACCUGUAAUGGCGCACGUUUGGGAGAACAUUGUGGCGGAAGAGCAAGUCCAGAAACGAUACGACGAGAACGGCAACACCCUGGGAAUUCCUGAGUUUGAACCACCAAAGCCGAAGCGAUUGGCGUUCGACCUGGACAAUCCGGUCGCGCUGGACGCCAUCCAGGAGGCUCACCUGGGCGCCCAGCAGCUGUUGAAUGACGUCGACCUGCGCAUCUUCGUGCACGACGCGUACGGCAAGGGACUGAUGAAGAAGUGUCGCCUGUCGCCGGAUGCGUUCCUCCAGAUGGCGCUGCAGUUGGCCUACUACCGGGACGCGGGCAAGUUCUCGCUCACGUACGAAGCGUCGAUGACGCGGUUGUUCCGCGAGGGUCGUACCGAAACCGUGCGUCCCUGUACGAUCGAGUCGUCGGCCUGGGUUAAGGCGAUGAACGACGCGAGCGUGGGCGCCGAGGAGCGCGUCAAGCUGCUGAACGAAGCGUGCGAGCGGCACCAGUUGGGCUAUCAGGACGCCAUGUGCGGCAACGGCAUCGAUCGGCACCUGUUCUGUCUGUACGUCGUGUCCAAGUACCUGGAGGUGGAUUCGCCCUUCCUGAAGGAGGUGCUGAGCGAACCGUGGCGGCUGUCCACUAGUCAAACCCCGCACGGCCAAACCGCCAAGAUGGAUCUCAAGAAGCACCCGAACUGCAUCAGCGCCGGCGGUGGCUUCGGACCGGUCGCCGACGACGGGUACGGCGUAUCGUACAUCGUGGCCGGCGAGGACCUCAUCUUUUUCCACAUCUCGUCCAAGAAGACGUGCGGUUCGACGAGCUCAGAGCGGUUCGCCCAGCAGAUUGCGCGAGCCUUGGACGACAUGAAGCAGCUGUUUGAGCAGCACCGGGCACUGCAGGCGCAGAAGAAGGGUGUCACCAACGGAACGGCCAAGUAAAGGGAGGAUCCCUCUCGUGACAUAUCCACCACGAAAGCCGCCUGUAACCUGUAACACACAGUGAAUCACAAAGUUUUCCCGUCUUUUUCGGUUCGUUUCUUUUUUUCUUCUCUGUCGUCUAGUUUUUAAUUUUGUUAUCACGCCAAGUAUUACCACCUAGGUAGUGCUCGGUACACUUACGUAGCAUGUAUUUAUGAACUAACAUAACUUUUUAUUAGCCACACCGAUUGAGUAUCGAACCAACAUGUUAAGUUUCGAGGCGACUGUUGUUGAUGAUAUUAGCAUCGUAAUCAUGUUUUCCCAACUGAGCAAUAGAAACUUUUUAAAACUUACAACAACAACACCGAACUAUUCUGUCCAUCAGAGCCUAGAUCUAAUUAAAACCCGUUCAAAUCUGGUGGUUUCGAAACAUUUUGAAAGAGCAAACAAAACUAGUGUGAAACUGUAUUAGACUGUUGUUUAUAGGUAAUUUAUUAGUUUUGAAGACAAACAAAAAAGAACUGCAAUGUAAUCGUGUAAAA